AUGACCUUGGUACGCAAAGCAGUCUGGCUCUUUCAACGUAUAUCGUGCAGCGUGCGUAUGGCUAGCACGUCUUUUAUUAAAGAAGGCUGUGCGGAAGUCAUGCUUCCAGAUGGCGUGUUUUACAACCCUGUACAAGAAUUUAACAGAGACCUUACAAUAGCUGUAGUAAAUCAGUUUGGAAAGUUGCACAGAAGAGAAGCUAUUCUGAAAAUGAAGGACAAAAUGAGUGAAACUCCUGAUUCUCCUUGUGGCCUAAAGAUAUUGGAGGCAUUAGCAGCAUCCGGAAUUAGAUCUGUUAGAAUGGCUCUCGAAGUUUCAAAUGUAUCGAGUAUUAUUGCCAAUGAUCUUAGUCCAGAGGCUGUUGCUUUGAUACAGAAGAAUGUCGCUCACAAUAAUGUGGAGAAUAUUGUCAGUACAGUCUGCGGUGACGCUGUCGACCUUAUGCAUCAACGUCGGUUAUUUGGCGAAAAGUUUGAUGUGGUUGAUAUCGAUCCAUUUGGAACAGCAAGUCCGUUUUUAAACACGGCCGUCCAGUGUUUACGGAGUGGUGGACUUCUCUGUGUCACUUCAACAGAUUUGGCUGUGUUAUGUGGGAGCACUCCUGGAACUUCGAUGGGAAAAUAUGGUGGGAUGGCUAUUAAAACAGGCUCUACACAUGAAGUUGGAUUACGAAUACUUUUAAAUGCUAUGCAGUUGGCUGCAAGUCAGCAUGGUAAAGUUAUUGAACCUUUGUUAUCGUUGUCAGUGGAUUUCUAUAUUCGUGUAUUUGUACGUGUUUGGUCUAGUCCGAUAUCUGUAAAAGCUAUUGCAGCUAAACAUGGUAUUUGUUAUAUUUGUCGUGGAUGUUUAGCCUAUCACAUACAACCUCUUGGAGAAGCAGUUAAUACUAGUAAAGUAGUUGCCGCAGCUCUUGGCCCACCUAUAGGACCUCAGUGUAUAGAAUGCGGUUCGAAAUUUCAUGUGUUUGGUCCUAUUUGGAUUGGACCUUUACAUAGUCGUACAUUCCUACAUGAGUUUCUCUCGGAUUUAGGCUACCCUCCCAAAAACGUCGACAAUGGUAUAUCAAGUUGUUUGAAUGGUGAAAAUCACUCAUCUUCAACACAAUUGGACAUAAGUACUGGAUCAAGUGAAUCAAAAGUUGAGGUAUCAACUCAUAGUCUAACGAAUAAAAAUUACCGCACAUUUAAACGUAUCAUCGGUAUGGUUACUGUGGCGUAUGAAGAACUUCCAGAUGUUCCUUUAUAUUACAUAAUUGAUCAAUUAGCAUCAGUUUUUGGUUGUACCAUGCCUAAACAACCAGACUUAUAUUCUUGUCUUCUGAAUGCCAACUACCGUGUUUCUUGCUCGCAUGCUGAUAAAAAUUCUCUGAAAACAGAUGCUCCGCAUUCAUUUGUACUCGACUGUUUUCGAUCUCAUUGUGAUAGAACUGGAACAAACUGUAAAAGAGAAAAACCUGACCUUGAAUCAAAUGAUGAUGAAGGAGAUCCCGAAACAGAAGUAAACGCAACACCAAAGGUCAGUGUUCGAAGCAGAAGACGCUUCAGAAGAAAGAAGCAUGCUGAUGGUAACUUGAAAAUCUCAUCGAACAUGGAAGAGACAAAUAUUGAAUCGGAUAGUAAUGUUUCACAUAGUCAAACAGUACGCAUCAGCUUACGAACCAGACCAAUUAAUCCAUCAGUAUCUUUCACUCGUCAUCCGCUUGCUGAACCUCCAUCAAAAAUGAUGGUCUAGUUAGGUAAGUGAAGUACCUUUUUAAAAAUCUGUCGAUAUUGAAUAGUUGCUAGUUUUGUAUGAGGUAAACGUACACCACGGUAGAUUGGAACAAGUAAUUAAAAAUGGACAAGUAUUUCAAGUUUUGGGAACUGUAUUAGUUGUAAUUGGUACGAAAUUGUAAAAAUCGGAUAACUUUUCAAUGAAAGUGACUCUGAAAUUAUAAAAUAAUCGACUUGUCGAUUGCGAAACCGAAGUGAAUAGAACUGAGACCUUUGAUGAGCAUCAUUGUUUUAACCUAUCCCAACAUUAGUCAACACUUAAUUUCUGAGUUCUAGUCUUAGUGUAGAUGGCAGUCACUCAGCGAAAUUCAACCUGAGACCUAAUGUGUGUUCAAAUCGUUUCAAGUUGCCAUACCCUGUUAGCACACCAAGAUUAAAUUGUUAGGACGAAUCCCAGAGUAGUAGAGGUAGUAACAGUGCUGGUGGUAAUAGUAUAACAACUAUCCUACAAUCAAUUACGAUUAUGGUUAAUCCCUUUUAUUAACUUAACAAACAACGUUAUUCGAAUAGUAACAAUCCGUCUAUUUCUUUGUACUGUUAUGAUCACUAGACCACAUGAAAGACUAGCUAAAAUGUUGAUUGCUUAAAUAUCCCUCGAUGAUUCAUUCUCUUCCUCAUGUAUUUAUGUACUCAAAUCCUAUUAUUAGAUUUUCCUGUGCACUUAUGCGAUCUGACUAUAAAUUUGCUUAUGUAUUUGCACAUAUAUACAUAUAUUCGCCCCUCUGCUUCAAAUUCGCUUGAUGCGCUUAUAGCUUUGUAAUCUGCGUUAUCCGCAAAUAAACUGUAGUUGCCGCUUCUCAUUGCCUUCUGAUUUCAAACUGUUAAGAUUUAUAUUAUAACGGUUAUCGAGGUGAUUGAUUAACGAGCCAAAGCCACUACAAUAGGAAGGAUUAGGCACCGAAGAUUACGAUUCAAGAAAACCAAAAUCAACGAAAUACAAAGGUUAUGAGAAAUCCAGAAACUUAGGAUUAGACAAAAUGUAAAUGUACCUGCGCCAUUGCAAACGACUUUUAACCAUAUAGUUCGAGAUCUCUAAUCAUUAGCUAUGAUAAUCUCGCAGAUCCUAACGAAGUAGUUUACACCUAAUAAUAUGGCUCUGCUCACUUAUCAAUGACUUCUUCAUAGACUGGUUCUUCAUCUUGGCUUAGCUACCCUUAACUUUCUUCCAACCUACUCCUGCACCAGACAAUAUCGAUCUUCUAGGUAAGCGGUGGAUAGGCAUACGUAACACACGCCCCAGGCUCCUCAGUUGAAGAUUUGCUACUUCGUCUAUCGAUUUUUCAUUUUUAACUCGUACCCUAUCUUCAACCCUGGUACUCACUUGUUAGUCCCGAAAUGAACGAGCGAUGCUUCGAAGACACCUAUAAUCGCACGCUAGUAACGUGCGAAUAUCCUCUAUCGUUAAUGACCGUUUUCCACACCCAUAGAGUAAAAAGAAGUAGACUGUUGCGUAGUAGACUCGUCCUUUGGUUGGUAGACAAAUGUUACACCUAUGUCACAAGUUGGCAAAAGCCAGUUGAGCUUUCUAAGUCCGUAACGAGAUUUCGGCAGACCCAAAUAAUUCACUGCCUGUCAUUAAUUCAAGCGCUGAUCACCCAGUUUUGAAGCAACAUUUUGAAUUUGGAAGGAGGAAAUCUCAAUCUAAA
Schistosoma mattheei is the source of this 3418-nucleotide messenger RNA. Lineage: Eukaryota; Metazoa; Platyhelminthes; Trematoda; Strigeidida; Schistosomatidae. The record is from the annotation of a GenBank genome assembly.